UCUAAAAACAACUAUUGAAUAUUUGAGGAAAUUACCGUGGCAGGUCAGCAUAGCCGGCACAAUCGUUAUUCCUCUAAAAGUACGGAACACAUUCAACCCAUCCAUAAACUUUAAAAAAAAAAAUUGCAUGCUCAGAAGCCAUAUGUCUUUUACAGGUCAGGGGUAUUUAAUGUGUAGGACUUGUGUGAAAAAUACCUGCCAAAAAUACCCACAACCGAGUCAAAAUUAACAACGAAAGUCAAUACAGAAAACGUGUAAGUUAACAACAGUUAUGUAGUUCGGAACAUUUUUCCCAAUGUUGAUGAGCCUCUGAUACAUUCCAGAGGAUGGAAGGCAGUCCGGUUUGGCUUGCAGAUGAAGGAAUGCUGCCAGAGAUCACGGGUGAUGGUGGCUGGAACUAUCCAAACCAACUUGGUGUGCCCAAAAUGCAAAUCACCACAUUUUAAGGGCUUUAAGAUUGGCAUCUCUGCUGUUUCAGUGCAUUUCAUUUGGCAAUACGAAGAGAAAAUGAGACUGUUUACAGAGGUGGCCAUGAGAUUAUAUACACGCAUAGGGCGCAUGGAGUCUCGUCCAGGGUUAUUUAGCAGUAUAUAUCAUUCAAUUAAGGAGCUUAGCAAUGAAUCGGACUGCAGUCAUAUAAACUUCCAUAAUCUGGUUGCUCCAUUGAAGCUUCUGAAACCUCUUCUAAAUCAUGUUCAAGAACCAAAAAUAGCUAUUACAGAAGCUGUUAUACAAAGUUUUGAAGCGCUGGAUACAGUCUUGAUCAAAGCCAAGGAACUUGUAAUGAGAUAUGGUCCAACAUGCAGCAGAAUUUAUAUGGCAAUACAUGGCCCACAUUUUAUUGAAAGGUUUGAGGAAAUAUCAUUAGAUAUCAGUCGAAUCUUGAGUGCAUUGCCUCUAGCUUCAUUGCCUAUUUCAGAUCAGUCACGCAAACAGGUUGAACGGUGCAUCAAGGACUUACAAAGAGUUAGAUACACGUUUGAGUCUUAUGAUGAGAGAACAAAGGAGGAUAUUGAAAAUGCUUUACGAGAUAUCAGAGAGGGACAUACAGUUUGCAAUUCCAAAAUAAAAAUCAUUGCAGACAAACUAGAGUUGAUGACAAACCAAGAGAUACUGAGUGAACAAUGUGCUCUAGAAAUGGAAAAGGGCUUUGUCCUCGCUGAAAAAAAUGAGCAAGAAGAGGAAUUUAUUAAUCAAGUUAUUGAUUUAGUCACACAAAUGCGUGAAUAUAUGUUAGAGCUUAAGCAAACACAAUCACAAUAUGGACCUCCAAUCCCUGCUGAUUUUCGGUGCCCUCUAUCACUAGAACUGAUGGCAGACCCAGUAAUCAUAGCCUCAGGACAAACAUAUGAGAGAGCAUAUAUCCAACGGUGGUUGGACCAAGGUAUGAAAACAUGUCCUAAAACCCGACAGGCUCUCAAUCACAAUUGCCUUAUUCCCAAUUUCACUGUGAAGGCACUCAUUGAAAAUUGGUGCAAGUCUCACAAUGUUCCGCUUCCUGAGCCUGACAAAAUCAUAUUCCAUACUCCACUGCUAAGGGAACCAUCUCAGUUUGUUCCAGAAAAACAGGAUUCAGAUGAUGGCAUAUCUAUGAAACUGAGUGCAGAUGAGCACGAGGAUGAUUCAGAAAAGGAAAGUGGGAGAUUUUCCACGGAGAUAGCACAAGAAGAAAGUACCCUGGUCCCAGAAGGUGUUCCAUUUACUGAUGGUGAGAAAGAAGUGGCAGCAGGGGAUAAAGUUAACAUCGAGAACACUCAAGAGCCAUCACAAGAUCUAUCUGUUACAAGUUUGUCUUCGUCUUUAGAUGGCAUGCAACAAGCUCUAUCUGCUACAAGUUUUACAUCGUCUUUAGAUGACAUGCAACAAGCUCUAUCGGUUACAAGUUUUACUUCGUCUUUAGAUGGCAUGCAACAAGCUCUAUCGGUUACAAGUUUUACUUCGUCUUUAGAUGGCAUGCAACAUGUGACAGCAGAAGGUGUUGAUAUUCUUGGGACAAGUAGCAUGCCAUCUUGUAGUAAUUCUUCUAGAGAGUUAACAUCAAAUAUAGCAACUGUUAAUUAUCGAUAUAGCAUUACAGAAAUAGAAGAAAUAGGAUCACCUGGCAAAGAUUACAUUUCUUCUCAGAGUUCUCAGCUUAAUAACCCAAACUUAGUGGCUGGUGGUACAUCUUCUUCAGUGUCAGAUAUAGGAGACAACGAAUUAGCCUUUCAACUUCAACUCAAGAAGCUUGUAGAAAACCUGCAAGCUAACUCAAUUGAAGUGCAAAGAGAAGCUGUAGCAGAGUUGCGGCUUAUUUCAAAAAAUGAGCCAGGAAGCAGGACCACAAUUACAAAUUAUGGAGCUAUAAGACCUUUGGUUGAAGUGUUACAUUCUCGUGAUCUGACAAUCCAAGAAAAUGCUGUUACAACUUUGCUGAACUUAUCCCUAAUUGAGAAUAAUCAAACGGUGAUUCCUGCUGCAGGGGCUAUUAAUUCACUUCUAUAUGUGCUUAAGACAGGAAGCCCUCAGGCUAGAGAGAAUGCUGCUGCAACUUUGUACAGUAUCUCAGCUGUGGAAGAAAAUAGGAAAAAGAUUGCACAAUCAGGUGGAAUACCACCUUUGAUUGAUCUUCUUGUGAAUGGUUCUACUAGGGGGAAAAAAGAUGCUGCCACUGCUCUUUUUAAACUUUCAACUUGUCAUGAGAACAAAGUGCAGAUUGUACGGGCUGGUGCUGUAAAACCUCUUGUUGAGGCAAUGGACCCUGCAGCUGGAUUGGUAGAUAAGGCUGUUGCUGCAUUGUCCAACCUUGCAACUAUCCGUGAAGGUCGAGUUGCAAUUAGUACUGAAGGAGGCAUUUCUCGUUUGGUGGAGGUAGUAGAGCUAGGCUCUCAAAGAGCAAAAGAAAACGCAGCAGCAGCUCUAUGGCAAUUUUGUUCUAAUAGCAACAAAUUCUGCGCAAUAGUUCUCCAGGAAGGAGCCAUUCCACCUUUGGUUGCACUGUCUAAAUCUGGUACUCCACGGGCGAAAGAGAAGGCUGAGCUUCUUCUUCGCCAUUUCAGGGAGCAGCGACAUGCAGAUCCAGCAAGGGGUGGUGCUGACAGGAAGGCACAUUGAUCAGCAUGUUGCUUAUUCAUAAUCAGUUGUACUCAAGUCAUUCUUUAAUCACUGCUUCAAGCUGACUCAUCCUUUUGUACCUUGUAGAGGCACUAUUAGUCACCAGAAAUCUUGGGUUCAAGGAUGAUGUGCAGAUCUCCUAUAUUCGUAUAGCCCCUUUUUAGAAUGCUGUCCUGGCAUUCAUAUCCCACGUCUCCAGUGGACAGGCUCAAAGUCCAUUGUAGUAAUUCUUUUCUUCAGAAAGGGCAGAGGCGUACACACCGAACAUGGGAGAUGCAUAAAUCAAUAUGAGAAAAAGAUGUUCAAAUCAAUAAAAAGAACAGGGAGACGCUUCCGAUUCUUUAUAUUUCAACAAAUUGUGGAGUCAGCUUUAAGGAUCUUAAUGCUGUAUAUUUCUGCAAAUGACAUGUAAGUUGCAGUCGUACACAAAUAUAUAGAUUUACCUCCCAGUUUCCGUGAAAGUGGAUAGGUUCAAAGCCCAUUGUAGUAAUUCUUUUCUUCAGAAAGGACAGAAGCGUGCACACCUAGCAUGGGUGAUGCAUAAAUCAAUAUGAGAAAAAGGGAUAUCCAAAUCAAUAAAAAGAACAGGGAGAUGCUUCUGAUUGUUGAUAUUUCAACAUAUCGUGGAGUCUGCUCUAAGGAUAUAAUGCUGUAUAUAUCUGCAAAUGCCGUGUAUUGCGGGGGUUUCGAGCUGGCAACACCCAUCAGAAUAACCAUUAUUCCGUAAGGCACUAUUGCUAGUUAUAAUACACCACCAUCUCUUGAACUACUUUUUCGAGCUGUGUUAAUUGGUAGUUUUCCACCUAACACCUUUUUAAAUUCAUUUCCAGUUACAGUAAACAUGUAGAGAUAUUUGUCUGCGUCAUACUUCCAAACCUCAUUUUGAAAGUUAUGGAUGCCAUUUCAUGGUCAACACUUUCCAUCUGUGUUGAAUUUUCAUCCUUCAAUUUUGUUGUGGUAGCCACCUUGGUUGAAUACUGGAACUCUUUCCAGUUUUCAUGAAAAAGAUUACCCAUUAUUUCUGUUUGUAAAGCUUGUCACUCUGUAUUCAGCCAAUUUUUUAUUUUUUAUUAUUUUUAAUGUUCUGAUUACUCUUAUAGUAAAUACAGUUCAAUUCAUCUAUACUCAGAUUUCAAUGCCCGAGUUCAUAUGCUCUUUCUCAGGGAUUUACUAGCCUUAGCACUUUGAUUUGAGAGAGAAAUCAGUGCUUGUGUAAUCAUGCUGGAGUCGUGCAUGAAUUUCUGCAAACAUUCAAUUUGUUCGGGACGAUUACAGGACUGUUUUCCAAAUACAAUAUGUGUUUCCACUAGCACAAAGUAGUUUUUGUGCUUUGAUGAAGAUAACUAGCAGAUGGCAGCAACACUUUUAUAAUUGAGUAACCUAUAUCUUGAAUUGCAUGUGCAUAUGAGAGAAAUCAGGAUGAAGAACCUCUGGAUUUGUGGAAAAGAUGUUGAUCAAAGCAUUCCAAUCAAAACAUAGAAGUGGUUAUUGUGCAAAACUCCAAUACUCCUUAGAAAACAUAUAAAUUGGUGGAGGGAACAGAAAAGAAAGGGAAGAAUCCUUAGAACGAUGCAAGAGAAUCAUUAUAAUUUUUGUGGAAGGAGGAACUCACCUAAGAGUCAGGAAAGCAGAGUUCUUCAGACUCAUUGGAUGUGCACUUGACAAGUGAAUUCGAUGAAUAAUGUAUAGAGGAGAAAGGUAAACUGUAAAAGUAAUAUGUAUUUUUCUCAAUGAUAAAGAGUAUCAAAGAUGUAGCAAAAAAAAUUACCCUCACAAUUUUGGCGGAGUUGUGAGAAAAUGGUAAGGAUGGUCAGUUCUUUUACAUAGUUAUGUUUCAGCAUGUACAGUAUGAUGGGCAAUUUAACCUAUUUCUGAGUUACAUUGGCUAGCAUAGUGAGGUUUUUAAACCCAGCUAUGAGAAACCAUGGCAUGCAAGUUCCCUACUUGUGUUUGGCCUGGAGAAAUCACCUUGAUUAGCUAUAAACAGUACUUGUACAAUACCUUGAGAUUAUAAGUACCAUACAUUCAUUUAA
Messenger RNA from Cryptomeria japonica (Japanese cedar), 5126 nucleotides. Its product is annotated as U-box domain-containing protein 4. The record is from RefSeq and is a predicted model, not a curated record. Lineage: Eukaryota; Viridiplantae; Streptophyta; Pinopsida; Cupressales; Cupressaceae. The transcript has 8 exons. The coding region runs from base 355 to 3093 and encodes 912 amino acids. Gene Ontology annotation, cellular component: cytoplasm; nucleus. Gene Ontology annotation, biological process: protein ubiquitination. Gene Ontology annotation, molecular function: protein binding; ubiquitin-protein transferase activity.